Messenger RNA from Rotaria sordida, 648 nucleotides. Lineage: Eukaryota; Metazoa; Rotifera; Eurotatoria; Philodinida; Philodinidae. The record is from the annotation of a GenBank genome assembly.
AUGUUUGAAAUACACAUUCUUGAUUUUGGAUUAGCUCGUGUUGCAUCAACUGGUGCUCAUACUGAUUAUGUUUCUACUAGAUGGUGGCGUGCACCAGAAAUAUAUGUCAAUGAGAAAAAAUAUAAUGAAAAAGUUGAUAUAUGGUCUGUUGGUUGUAUAAUGGCAGAAUUAAUUCUACUUAAACCACUUUUUCCUGGAAAAGAUACAAUUGAUCAGUUAAAUAAAAUAUUUGAUAUUAUUGGUACACCCGAUUCAAAAACAUUACAAGAGAUAUGUACACCAGAAGCAUCUGCUUAUAUCAGUCGAAUGGAAUAUAAACCCAAAGCAAAUUUUAAUGAAUUGUUUGGUUUUAAAUAUGAUCCAUUAACAGAAACACCAAUAUCUGGUGUUUCAUCAGAAGGUGUUGAUUUACUUGAUCGUCUUCUAUCUUUUGAUCCUCGUCAACGUCCAACUGCUGAAGAAGCUUUAAAUCAUCCAUUUUUGAAACUUUAUCAUGAACCAAUGGAAGAGCCAACUAUAGAAACUAUGAUUGAUGAACAUCUAGAUACAGAAUAUACUAAAGAACAAUGGAAAUCUAUUGUAUGGCAAAUGGUUGAAGAGUUUUUACCACCAUCUUGGGUUACUCAAGAUCUUAUGGAUGAUUCAUAA